Messenger RNA from Lingula anatina, 3744 nucleotides. RefSeq names its product metabotropic glutamate receptor 2-like. Gene Ontology annotation, biological process: G protein-coupled receptor signaling pathway. The record is from RefSeq and is a predicted model, not a curated record. Gene Ontology annotation, cellular component: membrane. NCBI's taxonomy places the organism in Eukaryota, Metazoa, Brachiopoda, Lingulata, Lingulida, Lingulidae. Gene Ontology annotation, molecular function: G protein-coupled receptor activity.
AUGACACUAAAGGUUUUCCAGAAUGACUGCUUGAAAGGCAGUGACAUGGAUGACAAGAAGUACACAGUACAUAACUCAUUCCUCCCUGGGUUCCGUUUGGGGGCCGUCUCCCUGGACAGGUGCGGCAAUACCGCUUACGUACUGGAACAGCUCGCGGACUUUGUCCAAAGCUUGGUGUCUCGAAUAAGCGGACCAGACGACGACGGACUGUCGUACACGUGCCAAGACGGGACCAAACCCGAGCUUGUGCCGGGCCCAGUGGACUUCCACAAGAUGGUCGGGGUGGUAGGAGGGUCAUCAAGUACAGUGUCUAUAUAUGUGGCUAAUUUGCUGCAGUUAUUCAAAGUGCCACAGAUCAGCUACGCUUCCAGCAGCCCCGACCUUAGCGACAAGAAGAGAUUCCCAUAUUUCCAGCGAACUGUGCCAUCUGACGCCAACCAGGCGCGAGCGAUUGUGGAGCUUCUGACACAUAAUAAAUGGACGUUCAUAUCAGCGCUCUACUUAGACAACCACUACGGACGGGGGGGAUUCAGUGAGCUUGAGAAGAGAGCAGAGGAUGCCGGGAUAUGCUUUGCCCUGCGUCGUGUGGUGGAGGACGCAAAUUUGGGGAUUGACUAUUACAAAAUGUUGGUCGAGGAGUUGCUUGAAAAACAGGAUGCGAGAGUGGUAGUUCUCUACCUGUACACUGCACAGGUCAGACCUCUUUUCGAGGCCGUGGACGCCAUGAUGAGUAAGAAACGCGAAAGUCUCACCAAACUGAUCUGGAUAGGCACCGAUGCCUGGAGCGCCAGCCAGAGUGUGGUAGAGGGACUGGAACACGUGGCGGAGAAUGCAAUCGCCACACAACCGAUGGCGGCUAUAUUACCUGGAUUUGAUGACUACUUUACCAAUUUGAACCCUGGAAACAACAAGAGAAACCCGUGGUUUUCUGAAUUCUGGGCCGAUCAUUUUAAUUGCAAUUAUGGUGGCUACCCCAUCGAUGAUGUACUGAAUGAAACGAGACAAGAAUGCACAGGGAGUGAAAAGAUAGACCUAUCAUCAGGCUACACGCAGCAGUUGGACUUACACUUUGUACACGACGCCGUGUACGCGUUCGCCCACGCACUGAAGAAUAUGCACAGCGCGUAUUGCGGCCCAAACUUCAAGGGUUUAUGUCAUGCAAUGACACCGGAGAACCUGAACAGGACAGCUCUGCUGCACUUUAUCAAGACAGUGAAUUUUACUAAAGAAGCGACAGGUCAGGAGUUUACCUUUGUCAAUGGUAUAGACGGUCAACCUCAGUACACUUAUAUGCACUUUAAGAAGUUCAACAGUUCGGAAUAUCGCUGGAGUAUUGUGGGGAACUAUUCAGGUGGCAAAGGAAGCCCAAUUAUGGAACUGAGCCCGGCCUUCCUGCAGGACCUGAAACUGUAUCCUGGCUCCAGCUGCAGAGAAGAAUGCUUGCUGGGACAGAAGAAGGACCACGUGCAAGACAACUCCUGUUGCUGGGUGUGUACCAACUGCACGGAAAACCAGUUUCUCCCCCAUCCAGAAGAAUGUGAGACCUGCGACCUUGGCACGUGGCCCAACAGAGAGUACAACGCGUGCGAGCCACUUCCGCUUACGCAUAUGAGUCACUUGAGCGCGUGGGCUAUUGGACCAUGCGUGUUUGCUGUGGUCGGCAUGGUCCUGUGUAUUGUGAUUGGCAUUGUGUUCUACGUGUACCGUGACACGCCCGUCAUCAUGGCGUCGGGCAGAGAGCUCAGCUACGUUCUUUUAGCAGGAAUAUUUCUGUCGUAUUCGUCUCCCUUGAUCUUUGUUGCCAAGCCCAGUCCCAUCACGUGCGCCCUCACGCGCAUCCUUCUAGGCGUCUGCUACACUGUCUGCUAUGCCGCCAUCUUAACCAAAACCAACCGAAUUGCUCGUAUCUUCUUCCACGACGCAAGCUCAACAACCAAGACCAAGUUUACUGAUCAGAAGUCGUGUUUGAUGAUCGUCUUCUUUUUCACAUUGGUGGAGCUGAUUAUUUUGGCGGUGUGGAUGAUAUUAGUUCCGCCCGAAGCAGACCACAUCUACCCUACCAAGAGAGAGAACAUCCUUAUAUGUGCUGGUGGUGACGGCUUCGAUUACCUCCUAGCUCUAGCCUACCCUUUCCUGCUCAUUAUCCUCUGCACCGUGUAUGCCGUUAAGACAAGAAAAACCCCAGACGGGUUCAACGAGGCCCGCUACAUCGCCUUUACCAACUACACCACGUGUGUCCUAUGGCUGGCAUUCGUCACCAUGUACAUAGCCACGCCCACUCACGACAUCCGGGUCUUCACCAUGUGCAUGGCGGUAGCACUGAGCGGGACGGUUCAACUGGUCUGUCUCUUUAUGCCCAAGGUGUAUACAGUGCUGUUACACCCGGAGAAGAAUACCAGGCAAGCUGUAAUGACAAAGAAAAAAUCCACUAUCAUCACAAGUACCGGUACUUCAGGAGGGAAAGGCAGCUUUAGUCAGAAAACCCAUGAAAAGAUUUCAGAUAGCGUCCGCCUUGCAAUCCCAGCGACAGACAACUGCAGCUCUGGAAUCAUGUCCGUGGAUUCUGCCCUCAACUUAUCCCAAACCAUAGAUGCCAAAGGGCACCGCAGCACACCGCGCUGUGUAUCUAUCCAAGAGAUACAAACCACGGUUGAAACACACGCUGUCACAAACCAGCCACACGGCGCACUUCUUACAGAGAAACACGGCACUGAUUUUUCGGACACUGCACGUGAACAGAAAGAACAAGAGCUGAAGAGAACAUCUGGUAUCUUUGGUGGAGGGCAGCAUUGGCGGUAUCAUCCAAGGAUACCUGGAGCCAAGGACACAUUUUCUAACCCGCCGCUUUAUACAUCGCGGUCAAAACCCAGUUCACUGUAUGUGAUCCCACUUGGUGACGACACAGUAAGAUCUCACGUCACAAGCACAUCACGCACAGAUUCACGUAGUAUGCACGUUAACAGAACAGAGGAAGAUCUUUCAAGGUUGAGGUCACUGCGACAAAUACAUUCCGCGCCAAACUCUAGACCAGGGUCGCCCUAUGACACCAUGCUAUGGCAAAUCGAAAAGCUAAGUGGCUCGCACUACCAGUUAAACCUUUAAAUUGAAGGAGGCGUAAAAACCUUCCAAUAAUGAAGAUAACUUUUUCCAUGUUUUCUCCGGAAAUAUCGACAAAAAGAAAGGGAAGUCUUAAGUCACUCUUUUGCUUACGAAACAGUUACAAACAUAUCAUAAGCUCGAAUGAAAUUGGACUUUGAGAAUGCUAAUACAGAAGGUUUUCAAAGAAACACAGAUUUUGAAGUUUUAAAUUCAUAAUAUACAAUUUUAAAUAAAGAUUUAAAUUUGCGAGAAAGACGCUGGUACGUGUAGACUGAGCUUUUACAUAUGAAGUACACCUAACAAAACAAUGUAAAUAUUUUAUUGUAUUGUAAAGCUGUUAGUGCUCAUUGAUGUUGUAUUAUAACGUCCACCAUGCUGUCAACAACUACGUAUUUGUGAACGAUGAAGACCGUUUUUCUAUGUAAAAAUAUGAGCGGUGCGGUGAAAAACCCAAGGUAAUUUGUACCUCGUUGUUGGUCUUUUUAGAUGGUUUUACAUGUAUACAUGUACCACUGUGCUCGCUUAAAUUUCAUUAUAGAUUCAACAGAAAUCACGACCUUAAGGAGUGUGUGGUGUGCAAUCAAGGUACAUAUCAAAUUUAUUUGAAAUUAAUCAUUUUCUUAAAUCAAACAAAAGUCAAACAUU